This is a messenger RNA of Girardinichthys multiradiatus, 1568 nucleotides long. RefSeq lists its product as uncharacterized. Gene Ontology annotation, molecular function: DNA binding. Lineage: Eukaryota; Metazoa; Chordata; Actinopteri; Cyprinodontiformes; Goodeidae. The coding region runs from base 172 to 1080 and encodes 302 amino acids. The record is from RefSeq and is a predicted model, not a curated record. The transcript has 6 exons.
GUUCAAAAAUUGAAGCGACCACAUCAGGACCCUUAUACUGUAAUACUGGAGUAGUACUACUACUUCCUCUACUACGCAGUAUUUUAAGUUACUCCGCUGUCUUUGUCCUCGGUCUGUAUUUUAGGGGCUCUCCCUGAAGGCUAUCUGAACGGUCAGAUUUACUUUAAGGAAAUGCCUCCAAAGAGAAGCUCUGGAUCAAGUCCAACACAACCGCAAGUGAAGAUGAUAAAGGUCGGCAGCCCUUUACAUGUUCAGGAGUUUAGUGAUGGGUCAGUGGAGGACAAAUACAGGAUGGCAGAAGAGUCCAGCCCCUCGCCUCUUCCCGCCAACGAGCCUGAAACAUUUGACUUUGAUGAAGAACAUCUUGCAAGCCAAGGCAUCAGAACCGACACCAUCAGCCUCCUUAUGAAAAUAGAGCAGCUGCAGUCGCAACUCAAAUACGAGCGCAGAUGCAGGAUUUUGGCCGAGAGAGAGCUGAGGGAACUCAAAGAGAUGAACACGCUCAUGAUGCAAAUGAGGCACACAGCAAAUGAACUUCGAGUAACUCUGGAUCACGUUCUUCAUGGAGGUGAGGCAGCGGUUGAACCACAAAACCCGGACGAAGCCGUACCUUUUCUAAGCGAAUCUGGAGUGCACAAUAUCCCAGAGGAUGACAUUAACUUUGUGUAUCUUGCUGAAAAUGUAAAAGUGCCAAAGGACCUUUAUGAUCGUGUCGCAGACAUUUCUGACUAUAAGAAAUAUGUCGGAGCUCUGCUGAUGAUAAUUUUCGACAGAGACACGUUGGCCACACACUGUCUGCAGGGCCGGAAGAACAACUUUACAGGAGAGGACAGCCACAAGCCUCCUCUCCCACGUGAUAUUUUAAAAAACCUAAUGGAUCACGUUGCAGAAAGGUUUGGCGUCGACAUCACCCAGAUUAAAUAUGCCAUCCGCACAAAGCUGAACAACGAGGAUAAGCUGCUGAAGAAGAGGUUGGGGCUGGUUAAAGCUGAAAACAGAGCAGCUGUUGAUCAAACCUUCUACCAAGAUGCUUCACUUCUGUCUAGAAAAGACGCAAUGGCAAACGGCUCUGAGUUCUAGCGGUGCCGAUCUGCCAAUGUAUUACUGUCUGAUCUCAAAGUGUUCCCUUUUUUUUAACCAAGUGAAACCUUCUCCCAUAAUGAGCUGUUUAUUAUUUCAGAUCUUUGUAGAGCUUUAGACAGCUUAUUGUUGCCUAUUGGUUGGCUGAAAAUUUGAUAAUACUAUAAAAUGUCACGUGUAUACCCAGCUUUCCUAAACACAAAUGUCUCUGUUGAGGUGAUUUUAUCUAAGUGGUGGUAGCGUAGAAAAAGAAUAGAAUUUAAUCUCUCAAUCCAGUGUACUUUGUAUGUGUACGCACAGGUAGUUUUCAAUCUGUUACUGUUUGUGACCUGUUAAAAAGAGAUGUUGUAUUUUUAAGUUUUUUGUUCACAGAUUCAGACUGUGAUUUAAUUAAUCUCUUAUUCUUCCGAAUAAUCUGUUUAUCAUGUUAUUUUCAGGUACCGUAACUUAUAAAUAUAUCAGUAGAAUAAAGUUUAGUAUGUUCUCUU